Ipomoea nil (Japanese morning glory) is the source of this 876-nucleotide messenger RNA. RefSeq names its product cytochrome P450 83B1-like. Lineage: Eukaryota; Viridiplantae; Streptophyta; Magnoliopsida; Solanales; Convolvulaceae. The transcript is spliced from 2 exons. Bases 1 to 876 code for a protein of 291 amino acids. Gene Ontology annotation, molecular function: monooxygenase activity; heme binding; oxidoreductase activity, acting on paired donors, with incorporation or reduction of molecular oxygen. The record is from RefSeq and is a predicted model, not a curated record.
AUGCAAAGUAUCCGAGUCAGCAGUCUGUUGAAGCCAGAAGCUGCCACCCAAACCCAUAUUUCUGAAAGGAAGUCCAAUAAUUAUGCACCAGGUCCUCCGGGGCUGCCAAUCAUUGGGAACUUGCAUCAACUUGAUAGCACAGCGCCCCAUGUCUUCCUUUGGAAACUUUCUAAGAAAUAUGGUCCCCUGAUGAGCAUGAAACUUGGUUACAGAGAAGUUGUAGUGAUUUCCUCAGCGAGAAUGGCGAAAGAGGCCUUAAAGACACACGACUUGGCGUUUUCUAGUAGGCCUUUAUUUAUAGGCCGGCAGAGGUUAUCCUACAACGGCUUAGAAAUUGCGUUUACGCCUUAUGGAGACUACUGGAGAGAGAUAAGAAAGAUUUCUGUUCUUCAUCUGUUUAGCCUCAAGAGAGUGAAGCAGUUUCAACCAAUUCGGGAAGAUGAAGUCUCUCGGAUGAUGAAUCGGAUAUCUGAGCUUGCCUUGUCGUCUCAGCUAGUGAAUCUAAGCGAGAUGGCCAUGUCUCUAACUUGCAACAUAAUUUGUAGGUCUGCUUUUGGGAAGAGUUAUGAUGAGGAAAGACCAGGGAAGUGGGGGUUUCACAAACUUCUGGUUGAAUCUCAGGCAAUGAUGGUGGGAGGCUCCUUAAUUGCAGAUUUUUUGCCAUCUUUUGGUUGGUUAGAUAAACUCAUUGGAAAUUCUGCAAGACUUGAGAGAGUUUUCAAGGAGCAAGAUUCGUUUUAUCAAGAACUCAUUGAUCAACAUCUUGAUCCAAACAGGCCAAAAUCAAUGGAUGGUGAUAUACUUGAUGUUUUAAUCAGUUUGAAGAUACGAAAAGGACAUGCUUACGUUUACUGGCCGCAGCCACAAUCUGACUGA